AAACCUCGAAGCAUUGACUUCCCCAAAAAUGGCGUCAGACCAAGACUUCCAAAUCAGCGGCCGUGCUGUCUUCUUGACCGUCGUCCUCUUUGCUAUCGUCCUUAUAUUCAUUCUUAUUUUCAUCUACGGUCGGUGGAUAUGUAGCUCCCGCCAUCCACAAGAGCUAUCACAAAGCUCCCACGCGCCUCCGCCUCCUGCGCCGCGGCAGCCUCCAGGACUGGACUCCGAUACGAUCAAUGCGUUGCCGUUGACUAUUGCGACGAGCGGGAGUGAGUGUUUUAUAUGCCUUGGAGUGUUUGGAGAUGGUGAGAAAGCUAAGGUUCUGCUCAUUGUCAACACUUUUCAUCCUGAGUGUGUUGACAGGUGGUUGAGUUCUGAGUCGAGUUGCCCACUCUGUAGAACUUCUCUCCGAGUUGAAUCAGAUCGGGUUCUUCAUCAGAAUAUUUCGGUCAUUAAUGUAACUCAAUGAAUUUGUUCAAUGAAU
Molecule: messenger RNA, 484 nt
Organism: Hibiscus syriacus
Lineage: Eukaryota; Viridiplantae; Streptophyta; Magnoliopsida; Malvales; Malvaceae
Product: RING-H2 finger protein ATL66-like
Exons: 1
Coding region: 29-469 (146 amino acids)
Source: RefSeq, a predicted model, not a curated record